ACGUUUUAAAAAUAUAUAAUUUUAUAAUAAGUAUAUACCUAUAAUAACUGUGUCGAAGAUAAUAUUAGUUAUACCUAUAUGAAUAAGAAUUCAGAAAUUCAUUUCUAUCACUAAUCACUAAUUUCACGAUAAAUAAACAGAAUAUGUCAGCCGCCAUAUUGUUUUACUGGACAGGCGGCCAUGCUGUGCCAUGCCGGAAGAUUUAUUUUUUAGUGUGCGCGUUGUGUUUAUCUUGUGUUAUUUAAACAGUUAAAAUGCUUAUAUAAUACCUAGUUCACAUUUGUUGUUAGACGUAUUACAACCAUGGAAGAAAACACCAUAGACCUGACCGAUCCUCUGGAGGAGCUUUUGAGGAGAACCGGUUGGACCCCUGAAUAUCUUCAAGAACGGCUUGUAAAAAUGACUCGGAAAAACGUUAAGAAAGCAGAGGAAAAAGUGCCUUUGGAAGAGAUUACUCUCAGUAAUCUACUGGGUAGUAGUAAAUUCUCAGGCUCAGAAGAAAUUCAAGAAGCUUCAGAUUGUAUAGUAGUUUCAGAUGAAGAAGAUUCUACUAACAGAAAGAAUACCGAGCACGGAACAAAAAAUGGUUCAGAAAAUAAUUCUGAUAAAUUUACCAUAAUUGACGUAACUGAUGACAGCCUUCCUGAAAAGACUGAACAUUUAAAUUUAGUCAAGGAAGGCGAUCUUGUAAAACAAAAGGGAGGAGUUUCAACUAAUAUUGUUAAUAAUACUGAAAAUAUUAUUAAUUUGAGUAGUGAUAGUGAAGAAGAAAGUGCCAGUAUUUUAUCUGAUAAAAUCUGUGGUGAUAUUAAAACAGAUGUUUAUGAAGAAAAAUCUGUUUGUAUAACCCCUGAUUAUAGUCAUACGAAACCAAAAACGUCGGUAAUAGACAGGGAAAUUGAAAUACAGCAUUCUAAAGAGAUAGAUUUUGAUUCAAGCCAUAGUAAAACCAAUAAAUCAGUCGAUUCACAUAUUCCGUUAAAUGAAUGUGAUAUUAAAACAGCCGUUAAUGAAGAAAAAUCUGUUUGUAUAUUUCCUGAUCAUAGUAAAGAACUUCCAAAAACGUCCGUAAUAGAUGAGGAAAUUGAAGUACAGCGUUCUAAAGAGAUAGAUUUGGAUUCAAGCCAUAGUAAGGUCAAUAAAUCAGUUGAUUCACAUAUUUCGUUAAAUGAAUGUGAUAUUAAAACAGACGUUAAUAAAGAAAAAUCUGUUUGUAUAUUUCCUGAUCAUAGUAAAGAACUUUCAAAAAUGUCCGUAAUAGAUGAUGAAAUUGAAAUACAGCGUUCCAAAAAGGUAGAUUUUGAUCCCAGUCAUAGUAAGUAUAAAGUAAAUGAAACAAUUGAUUCACAAGUGCCGUUAAAUGAAUUACAAAACGUUAACUCUUCUAAGAUCUCUGAUAAUUCAAAACAAAUAGAAGAAAAAUGCCAAAGUCUAAUUACAACCGAAAAUACUAGGGUAUCAAGUGUUUCUGAAGAAAAACGAGAUAUUGAAGAAUCAAAAUUAGAAAAACUAUGUAAUAAGGGAAGUGAAUCAUCUGAAGAAAAUUCGGCAGAAAAUUACACACACGAUAGUCUUAGCCAUAUAAGCGACGUAUCGGAUAACAAACCUUCAACGUCAGGGAAUGACUCCAGUCCAAAAACAAUGAGUCAGGAAUGUGUUCAAGGUUCAAGCAGUAUAAAUUUGGUUGAUGUUAAUGAUUCUAAAUGUAGUAAUCCUGAUGAGGAACCAAUUGAUGAUAAAUUGACAGAUAGCAAAAAUGAUGUUGAAUCUGAGUUUGAAGUAGAUUGUAAUGAUGAGCAGGAAAGUUCCGACAAUUUAGAAAAAAUUCGAGAAAAUUUGAGGUUGCAACUAUCUAACCUAAGGAAUCGAAAGAAAACUAACCCAUUGGAUGAAAUAAGAACUCGAGUAGUGGACGCGGAAUAUACAAGAAAACUAACUUUAGGAAGUUAUAUAUCAGAGAGAACCAAUCUAGCAUCAAAAUACAGUUGCAAAGAUAAACCUUCGGAAGAAUUUGAAAAAUCACCUGAGACGGAAAGUGAUGAACGAAAUAUUUCUACCGUUUAUAACGAAAUUCGAAAAAUAAUCAGUAAAAAGAAGAGUUCCGAUACCUUAUCGGAUUUUAAAAUAGCGGAUAACCCAGCUUACACUCCGCUGAUAAGUACCCAGAAUACUAAUAAAGAUAUACCGCAAAUUGCCAAAAGUUCAGUAGAUUUAGAAAAUAACUCCGAUAGAUCUAUGUCUGAUUUGAUUAAAAAAGAACUGGGUGCGCCUGUUACCGAUCAGAUUUCCCCAUUUCUUAGUAAUAGCUUAGACGAGUUUCUAACAGAUGCGAAACUUAACGUUAGCUAUGAAAUACCUAAGUGCUAUGCCGAGGAAGGAUUGCGUCAACAACACGAUAACGUAACAGUGAUGCCGACAGUUGCUUCUCAAGUAAAUACCGGAAAAGAAAAACAGAAGCAAGAAAAUAUAAAAUACAAACCAAAGACUUUAGCUGAGAAAAGAAGACUGCUUGAAAAGGAGUCGCUAAAGCAUAUAAAACAAUUGAGAAAACAUAGGAAUAUAGAAAAAAAUAAGCACCAUAGUUACGUUAUGUUUAGAGAUAAGAAAUUGUUUGUUAAAACAAAAACGCUACCGAAAUGUUUAGCUAAUAUCGAAUCUACUAUUUUACCAUCGGUUAAAAAAGAAGAUGGGCCCCAAGAAAUCAAGAAACCAUCGCUGUUGGAAGAUUUUCGAAGGAAAAGUUUGGAACUAACAAAAUACAAACCUGGACCAUUAAGUAAGAAGCCCCAUCUUCAGAAUCAUGGCUUAAAUUGGUCGACACUUGUUAAGAAAUUACCCAGAAUAAUUUUAGAUGUAACUCCGCAGAUUAACAAACCGCUACCGAAAAAUUUGCUUCAUUUAUUGCCAAAAUGGGAUGGUAAUAUCACAGAUUCCCAAUUAGAUUUUGCCUUGUCGGUGGUUAAAGAUAAGCGAGGUGAUGGAACAUCUAAAACAUGCUCAUUUGAAAUACCUUACGAACACGAUCAGGUGUAUAUUCUUGUUAAAAAGAAACAUUUGAAUACUAGGUUAAUUAGUUUAGAAGAUUCUACUACCGCAAAUAUCGAAGAUGAAGUGCAAUCGGUUAUGCAUAAGCUUCUGAAUUAUGUUGAAAUUAAUGCAAUAUCUCCAUAUUUAAUAAAACAAACGGAAAAUAUACAGGAAACACCUCAUGCUAUUACUAAUAACGACACGUUGGUUAAGCGUAAAAAACGUUCCAAAGUAGAUUUAGAAUUGUCAAGAUUGAACUGUAAACUAAUCAAUGUUGAAGUGGAUGAAAACGAUUCGAACCAAAAAUGUACCAAAGAAUACUGCACAUUAGGUUGCGUAUGCAAGUCACUUCAAUGUGAUACUCUUAUCGGAAUGCAUUGUCGAAAAGUAGAAUGCAUGUUUGAAUGUUCCUGUCCGCAACGGAAUAUUUUCAUUGAUCCUUUAAUAGAACAAGUUCCUGCUGGAACCGGCUUGUUGUCCAUCGACACAGUCAGUAGAAUUGAAGACGAAGCGAAGAAGGAUUUAGCAAAAGAGGAAAAAGAGUUUACUCAAACUGUGAUAUGUACUAAAAACAGAGCGAUCGUUGUGGGUUGUGAGAGUAAAUCCAGAAGAAUUUCUAAAUUACCCAAAAAAUAUUCAAACUUCUUUGACGAGGAAGAUUCUGUCGAAGCUUCAAAAGAUUUAAACAAAAACAAACUGAAAACUGAGCCACAAUGCAGUGUGGUUCUCGACAGGUGGGAUUUUUCCGAUAUAAUUCCUUAUUGUUUAGUGCAUUCUUUACACAAUUGUUUUUGUAAAGGUCGGGCUACGUUUAAAGAUAAAGUCAUCAAGGAAGAAGUGAAAAAAUCUGUAAAGAUAGAAAAUAUACCUAAAAAACAAAUCACCAUCAAUAAAACUCCCAAUGUGAGUAUUGAUAAUAUGAAAAAAGAAAAACCAGAGGAAUCGUUGAAAAAUGAUAUUCGUAAAGCGGCCAUUAUCAAGAAAGAACAUAAUAUAGACAAUGGCCAAACUCUUUAUUCCGUCACAGGCAGACCAAUUCGGAAAAAUAGAAAAAUAUACGAUUCGGACUUUGUCUGUGCCGGUACUCGGGAUAGUACUCGUUCAGAUGACAAGCAAGAUUCUGAUAAUGAAAAAAAAUUCAUCCGACCCCUAAAGUCGCCAAAAACCAAAUUCAUCGAGUUACCUCAAAACGUAAGGAAUAAACGUAAGGCAAUGGUUGAUACCGAUAAUACUCCUUACAGUGAACAAAAUAAGAAAAAAACAAAUCCGUACUCUAAUGACUUGAAAAUUGAAAAUGUUUGCGACAAGUCUACUCUGGAUUGUUCUAGAACAAAUGGAUCGGUCACCUAUUCAAAUACCUUUAAAAAAUUCAGUAAACUCGCAUUAAAGAAUGAUUUCGUUAACGUAACCCAGUUAGAUUUAUCUCCAGAUAAGGAUGAUAAACGUUUGUCGGAAUCUGACAAACUUAAAAUAGAACUAGUCGAGAAUAAGAAGACUAGUAGUAGAACUGUUCUUAGGAAAUCAAUUUCUACUGAUUGUGAACAGUCUAAUUGUAUAUCCGGUUGCACGUGCCCCACUUUAACAGGCUGUUCAACUAACGACAAUUCUUCGAGCGAUAAAAAACGUAAACGUAAACAGGAAAUGCUCGUUAGGUCGGAUGAUAUAAUCGAAAUAAAAGAUACUUCUCCACCACAGAGGCAGAGGAUUGUUAAUCCAGUAUUUGAUGGAGAAAUUAUCGUCCGAGAUGGUCAAUUAAAACUGACCGAAGAUUACGCUAGGAUUUUACCUUGGAGCGCUCUACUUCAAGGUUUCAUUUCCAGAAAAAUUAACGUUUAUUGUAUAUUCAACUCUCCCUUAAAACUGGUUAUAACCAAAGGCGUGAAAAUGUCGGGACUAAACGUUAAGGAUAUUUACAGUUACGGAAAAAAGUUCGUGGACAUCCCCAUUAAAUCGAAGAAUCCCUCUUUUAUCAGACAGUCAGAAAACGUGCAGGACAUUAUAAAGUGGUUACUCUCCGGAAUACUACCUUUGACCUACGAAAAAACCAGUUUGGCGUUUUUGCUGGUUCAGAUUACGCCUCAUCAUUUCGAAGUGAGAGGUAUAUGUACUCAGAAAGUAAAUAAUACGCCUAAGAAUGACAAGUGGAUUAAUUCAAGGGAAUCGAUAGAUUUCUCUGAUCAGAUCGUCGAAGUGAAACAUAGAGGCCUGAAUAACAUUAUCGGGUCGUUGUUUAUCAAAAAAGCAAUGUUCCCUUUAAAAGAUCUGUUCGGAGAAUUCGGAUAUUACAAAAAAAGUUUGCUUAUGUCCGCAGAUUUACCUGGAAUAUCUGACGUGGAAAAAUGGAGGGUAGUUUUUUUGAACGAAAAAUUCGAAUAUCUAUAUUUCAAAAAUGUAAAUUAUUCUAUAAAAUACAUCGACCUGCUUAGACUUACGGCCCUUGCGAAAGAACAUAAAUAUACGUUAAUUUUAAAAAAUAACUACAUCAGAAGAUGUUCGACUCAUAACUUAUUCGGUUUGUAUAUAAGUCGCAAAUAUUCAGACAGAAUAUUCAUCGGUCCGUAUCAAAUGAGCGACUAUAGUGAGGAUGUAGAAACGUUAAAAUUAAUUAAUAAAUCGUUGGUCAGUAAGGAAUCGCUGAAUAAAAUGAAAGGAAUGACUGCUACAUGUGGCUGUUGGAUGUAUGAACCGAAAAAAAUAGACACACCAACACCAACGCAAUCAUCCGUUGAAAAACCUUCCUCGGAUUUGAAAAAAGAAAGUAGUACUGAACUUUCGCCUACCAAAAACAUAAAAACUGAUAAAAAUGAAACAUCUGAGAUUUUAAACGUAUCUCCCCGAAAAAACUUAAAAUCUAAAAAUCACCAUAUCCUAGUUCAUAAAGGAUACUCGAUCACUAUAAGAAAAUCUAAACCUAGAAGUCCCACUGAAUUUAACAGGUUUUUAAUAACAAAUAUCCCACAGUUCGGUUAUUUGGGAGCGUACCAGCUAGAUGAUUCCAAUAUUUUAGAGGUGUCGUGGCCUUUUGAAGAAAAAGUGCUUCAGUUUAAAAAUUCUGACCAUGCACUGGAUUUCCUAUUAGAGCGUUUCAAUCAGCUGUUGCAACCAGUUCCAGAAACGUUUAGGAUUCAAAUUAAAGUUUUAUUUAAUCUAGAUUUAGAGGAAUACAAACCAGUAGAUGCGAAAGUUUUAAACGGCCAUUGUAUUUGCGGAGACUUUGGCACAUAUAAUUUCAAAGAAUUAACCGACGAAUUUUGUAGAACGGAGCUUAAGAUAUCUAAAGCGGAAAUUACGCAGCUUUUCUCUAAACGAGCUCAAGCUUACAUUAUAGAUAAAAUACAGGAUUUAGCGGAUCUAGUUGGACUGAAUCAGUUCUCAGACAGAGAAAACUACAAUAUGCGUAAUAUAUUGUCUAAGGCAAAAGAGGUGAUAAAAACGGCGGAAUCUCGUAAUCGGGAAUUAUUUCAAGAAAUCACAAAACAAGAAACUAAGUUGGCAGAGAAUGUUACAUAUAUCCGAACACUCGCCAGCGAUCUGCCGGAAAAAUAUCGUAACAUCGAAUCUUGUGUACUAAAUGACACGUUACAAAUACGACCGUCCACACUGAACUCAAACGAGGUGGUGGAAAUUAUCGAUGAUAAUGAACCUGACGAAGUAGACGAUGUCAUUUGGAUACCGGAAGAAUCAAAUAAUGCGGACAAAAGUGAUACUAAAAAAGAGCAACCUACAGACGUGAAUUCUGGACAAAACUUGACUAAUACUACACCAGAAUGUGGUGAAGUUCAAGAAGAUUCUGCUUUAAAAACACCAGUUCCGACGUUAAGAGUUAAAGCUCCGUCAGAACUAAAUAACUUGGACAGUAAUGAUUCAAGUCAAUGCAUUAAUGAAAUAGAGAUAAUUUUUUCGAGCGAUGAAGAUACAGAACCUGAUGAAUCAGUAGAGGAAAUUGACAAACCAUUCACUGAACAAACAGACAGUGAAAAUUUUAUACCAAGUGGUGAUAUCGUGAUUGAAGAUAGUGAAGUAAUAGGUUAUAGGCAUGUUAUAAAGCUUUAGAUAUUAGAAACUAAUAUCUAAAGCUCGUUAUAAACAUACAAAGUGUUGUAUCAAGUAAAAAAACUACCGUUGAAAGACAUUUCCGAUUCUGAGGAAUAUUUGAGUAGUUCUUUAAGAACUUAAAUUAUAUAAAAAGUAAAAUAAACUUUUUCACGAUCAUAAAUAAUUGUCCAUUAAAUUCAGUUGGCCCUUAUAAAAAAAUAUAUAUUCUGUCCAACGAGUCUGUGAAGAUUGCGACAGACGACAUCCAAAAAAUGACAGAAAAUACAAUUUACCUGGGAGUUAAAAUAGAAGACACGACAGUCGUUGUCCUUGACUCUCUCGUUGGACAGACUAUAUCAUUCUUUAUUAUUAUUAUAUAAGUAUAGUACUUUCAAAGUCACUGGGGCUCAACAUUUCGGCUCUGCCUUUGUCGGCAUCGUCUAGACUAGAUAAACUGUCUAUAGUCCGAAACAAAUCCAAGUCACUUUGGAAAUACUUUAUAUUUUUUGUUAUAUAUAAUUUCGUUUUGUUAUAACACAUUUUGUUUUGUUAAUUAAAAUAAUUAUUGUAAGGCUGUAAAUUUGUAAAUAAAUAUA
This is a messenger RNA of Sitophilus oryzae (rice weevil), 7658 nucleotides long. RefSeq lists its product as uncharacterized. The record is from RefSeq and is a predicted model, not a curated record. The coding region runs from base 304 to 7080 and encodes 2258 amino acids. The transcript has 7 exons. NCBI's taxonomy places the organism in Eukaryota, Metazoa, Arthropoda, Insecta, Coleoptera, Curculionidae.